CAAAGCAUCUCGCCUGUGACUUUGAGUCGGGUUUCUGCGGUUGGGAGCCGUUUCUCACAGAAGAUUCACACUGGAAGCUGAUGAAACGAUUGAAUAAUGGAGAGCACCACUUUCCUGCAGCUGAUCACACAGCAAACAAAUCAUGGAUCGUUUAUUUAUUUGGAGGCACAGCGCUCCCCCGGGGUGGCCAAGCUUGGAAGUCCUGUUCUUACAAAAUUGCUCACUGCCUCUACCCCAUGUCAGGUGCAGUUUUGGUAUCAUUUGUCUCAACAUUCAAAUCUCUCAGUUUUUACAAGAACGUCUCUAGAUGGAAACUUGCAAAAGCAAGGCAAAAUAAUCAUAUUCUCCGAAUCUCAGUGGAGCCACGCAAAAAUUGAUCUCAUUGCAGAAGCGGGAGAAUCUACUCUACCUUUUCAGGUAAGCACAUACGAAAUUAAUACAACUCAACAGAAGACACUUAUUUAAUGCUAAUCCUUUCAGAUAACAAUAUAACACACAUAGCUCAUACCUUUUCAGGUGAGCACAUAUGAAAUUAAUACAAUGCAACAGAAGACACUUAUUUAAUGCUAAUCCUUUCAGAUAACAA
Messenger RNA from Gorilla gorilla gorilla (western lowland gorilla), 586 nucleotides. RefSeq names its product MAM and LDL-receptor class A domain-containing protein 1-like. The coding region runs from base 97 to 465 and encodes 122 amino acids. The record is from RefSeq and is a predicted model, not a curated record. Gene Ontology annotation, cellular component: membrane. The transcript is spliced from 3 exons. Lineage: Eukaryota; Metazoa; Chordata; Mammalia; Primates; Hominidae.